AUGGCUGAAGACGAAAAGAAAAAAGAAAAGGUCGAUGAACGGCCAGAAUUUUUUUGGAAUUAUAUUACGAAAACCAUGCGGCUUAAGCAGGAAAAAUGGACAAAAUGUAUGACAUCUAAUGACUUCAGGGAAAUUAUUAACACAUUUGUGAACGAUGCGUAUCAGGAACGUUUAAUAUUCACACUGAAUGCUGCUGCGGUGCUUGUUCCAUCUUUCAAUUUUCCAGAAAAACCGACAAGCAAGGUUGUUUAUUUCAUAAGAAAUGAUGUUCCUUCAAAUUUAACUUUGCAAAAUAUGUCCAGCGCUCUAAUGAUUGGCGAUAUAUUGCCGAAUGUCUUGGAAAAUCUUUCCGUAAUUUGCGAUGAUGUCAUAUUCCCGUUACUUAAUAAUCCCGUCAAUCAAAAUGGCUGGACAUCAGUUAUUGUCAAUGAUAUGAAGACAGAAUCUCAAGAUCUACGUAAUGGUAUUGCUCAAAUGAAAGGUCUGGUAAUUAAUCGUACCAUAUUACCUUUACCCAUAUGUAUCGACGAAGUAAUGGAAAGCGCUCCGGCUAUUGCUAAAGGGGAUCUUGGUAAAGUCAAUCAUUUGAUGAAGCAUGCUUUAGAAUUUAUGGUCGUCAAGUGGUUAGAUUCUGUUGAAGAUUUAGUGCACGUAAAAGCCAAGGAUAAAAUCUUUUCGAAAGAUGAAUUUCCAAGACCCGAGCAUUUAGUGGGCUUUUGGGAGACUCGUUUAGAAAAUCUAGAAAAUUUGGCCGAUCAAUUAGGCGAUAAACGCAUUAAAACUAUUGGAUUUGUUUUGGAGAGAAUUCGUUCGGUAUUCGAAAGCAGUUAUCGUCGCAUAGUGGAAUUAGUCUUGGAAGCUUUAGCCGAAGCUCGGGAUAUAACAAAAUAUCUUACACCAUUGCGUAAAGUAAUUGAUAAAUUUGAAACGGCCGAUAUGGAUGAAAAUCGGGCAAAUAUACGGCCAUUACUACUCACGGUCGGACUUGUUUGGGGGCAUUCAAAAUAUUUUCAUACCCUUGAUAAUAUGGUGUUAUUGUUUCAACUCUUGCAUAAUACAUUAAUUGAAUGCGCAAUGCGUACUAUUGAACCGGAUGCUAUCUUCCAAGGAGAUGUCGAUGAGGCUUAUAAAAAAAUUACUACAAAUAUUAAUCAUUUGGAGUAUUAUCGUUCUACGUACAAAGAUACACGCGGUAGUUUAAAAAAAUUUAAAGUUGGAACUGAAUUCAAUUCACAAGAUUGGACCUGGCAUCCUUCCGAAAUUUUCGACAGAUUCGAUAAGUUUAUUGCGCGCCUUGAAACUUUAGGCGAACUUUUCGAAACGGGACGAGAUUUUCUUAAAUUGGAAAAAGUUACUGUGGGCGGAUUAAAAGGACGGCAAAUUACAAUGGCGAUUGAAAAAAUUUUAGAGGAAUAUAACGGUUAUUAUCGGGAAUGGUCAAAUAUACAGUAUAAUCCUUUGGAUCCGGAUUAUCAAGGCUCUACUUUUGAAAGUGAUCGUGUUGCGUUUAAAGAAAAAACUGAUAUAUUGGAGCGUAAAAUUGCCUAUCAAUUUGAAAAAGCUUUAGAGGACUCUCACGAUCUCUUGCUUUGCGGUACCCUGCUUCUAAGGCCGAUUAUUAAAGCUCAUAUCGAUCCCUUCAUGCAUAUCUUAAUUGAUGAUUUUGCUGACGAGAUUGCGUCCGUGAAAGUCGAUUUUAAUGAGUUUCAAAAAACGUGCGAGACAGAAGGCAUAAGUGCUUUAAAUACCGAUAUGUGUUUUCCGCCAGUUACUGGCGCUUUAUCUUGGUUAAAUAAGUUGCAAUAUCGAAUAUCUUGGAUCCGUACAGAUUAUGAACUAUACGAUUAUCCAAUUUUCGAGAAUGAACAUGGUCAACAAACCCUGGAAAUAUAUGAAGAAAUGCUUGAUCAUAUUGAGAGGUUAAGAAAGGAUAUUCUUUUAUAUUGGAUCCUAGAAGUUAAAAAACAUAUUAAAGAGGGUACGGAAUUUACUUUAUUAGCCAAGGAUGAGAAGGGCGACCUCUCCGUCAACUUUAAUCUUAAUCUUAAAAAUGCCUUAAAAGAUACAAAAUAUGUUCUUCUAAUGGAACUGCCUAUUCCCGAUGACAUAAAGCAGUUUUAUGACAAGGAGGAGAGACUGUGGAGCGCGCGCAUUAAAUUACAACGCAUUUCCGAAUGGUACAAUGAUAUAAACUACAGAUCUAAGCCGAGUGAGAAAGCUCUUAUACGAAGUGAACUUACUUCGUAUGAAAUCUUUAUGGAACCUUUAGUUAGCAAAAUCACUUGGAACAAUUUCGAACAAAAGUUCAUUGUGGAUGUGUUUAAAAAAAUUCAAUAUCUACACAAACGUUUAGAGAGAAGUCAAGCAAAUAUAGAGGCCAUUAAGAAAAGUAUUAACGAGUGGGGAAAAGUUCCAUUAUAUCAGCGAAAGGAUAAAAAUCCAAAGGCAUUUCUCGAAACUGAACCACGUAUGGAUAUUUUGGCGGAACGCGUAGCUCACGCUGGCAUAACGUCCGUCCUUAUUGAUCGCAUAAUGUACGAAAAUGCAAAAUUGUUUUUCGAUAUUCCACGUCGACUCUAUUUGAUGGAUGAAGUCGAAGAAGAGGAAGAAGAAUAUCCCGAUGAUAUUUUUGACGAUAAGAAGGACGAUGAAGGAGAAGAAGAUGACGAGGAAGAGUUUAUUACGGCAAUGCAUCGCCAUGAACUUUUGCAAACGCUUACCCAAGAAGAAAGAGAUCUGUUUCGGGCUUACGAAAAAUACGUCGAUCAGGAAAUUACCCAACAACUUCUUGAUGCUGUGAUAACUAGCCUAACUUACUUAAAGAUGGAAAUUGAAAAUCGUUAUGAAAAUGAUUUUCCAAUUUUUGAAAUUUUGAUGGAAUUGCAAGAACCGCAUGUAACCUAUUUUUUGAACUUGGAUCCAACUUCAAAGGCUGGUUUCACAUAUCAUGUGGAAACUCUACUUGACGAUAUGUACCAUAUGAUGGAAAUGUUGCCGCGUACUGCUCAAGAUCCUGCUGCCAGCGAUGACGAGUUACUCGAUUUUGGAGAUGAGAUAGCGGACAAGGCGGAAAUUCAUAAAAGCCGCACCGACAUACUAACGAAAGUAAAGUUCGGUUUGCAGUCUGUUCGAACACAUUCUAAGCCCUUCAUGGACUACAGCUAUUUAUGGAUGUUGGAUAAGCAACAAUAUCUGGCUGAAGUGAAAAAAUUUGGGCGACCUCUCACAUUAUCUGAAAGAGAAGCAGAACUCGAAGCCGAGGGUGCGUCUGGAGUAAAGCCACUGAAAGAUGAAUAUCCGCCGCUUAGUGUUUACAAAGAACAAUUAGACAAGUUUAUCGCUCUGGAAAAACAGAUCAGCCAAUGGGAGACUUAUCAAAAUAUUAACGUUUGGUUGCGUUUGAAUAAGACGGGUUUUAAAAAUGCCGUUUUAAAUCAGGUUGCUAAGUGGAUUAGUCUAUUCAAGACCGAUUUGAUAGAUAGAGUUAAAAACUCUCUUAGAGAACUGGCUAUAUUUGUUGAAGAAGCUAACGAAGCUCUCAAAAUUGAACUUAAUAAAGACGAUUUCGAUGGUUUACUAAAGAUAUUAUCUGUCCUUAACACAAUCAACGAGAAACAAUUUAUCUAUGACUACAUGUUUGAACCGCUUCGAGAAAUCGUUGAUCUAUUGAAGACAUACAAUUACGAGUUUAAGGACACCGAAUUAGCUAUGAUGACAGAGCUACCGGAAAAAUGGGUUAAAGUUAAAAAACAAGCUGCGACUGUGAAACAAAUUAUUGCCCCGAUUCAAUCGUAUCAAGUCGAUCUUAUUGAAAAGCGAAUAUUAUUAUGCGACAAUAUGGCGACAACCUAUCGCAAGAAGUUCUUAAAGAAAAAGUUUUUCAAUGCGUUCUGUCCCAACGUAUACGAAAUUAUCGACGAGGCUGAUCUUGAAAUAGUCGCACUUGAGGACCGUCACAGAUCACUUACCAGCUCAGCUGUUCUUUUCGAACUUCAAGGUCCUGAUCCAACGAAAAUUGAACGUUGUCGGCGAGACUUGCAACUUAUUAAAAUUAUGUGGGAUUUCAAUAUAACUAUAGCGUCGACAAUUGAGGAUUGGAAGAAGACGCCUUGGAAAAAAAUUGAUAUUGAAUCUAUGGAUCAAGAGUGUAAAAAAUUUGGCAAAGAGUUGCGUGGAUUGGAUAAGGAAAUGCGCAAAUGGGAUCCUUAUAUACAGACAGAAAACUCUUUAAAAAAUUUGAUGACUUCGUUGCGGGCCGUCACUGAAUUGCAGAAUCCCGCAAUACGCGAUCGCCAUUGGAUUGAGCUUAUGCAAACUACUAAAGUUAAAUUCAGUAUGGACGACUCAACAACAUUAAAAGAUUUAAUUGACUUGAAUCUACACGAAUACGAAGAGGAAGUGAAAAAUAUUGUAGAUAAGUCCGUUAAAGAGAUGGCUAUGGAAAAAGUUUUACGUGAUUUGCACAAUGUUUGGGCUACUAUGGAGUUCCAAAAUGAAAUUCAUGAACGCACAGGGUUAAAACUAUUGAAAGCAAGUGAAGAAAUGAUUGAAGUUCUUGAAGAAAAUCAAGUUCAGUUACAAAACAUGGCUUCAUCGAAAUAUAUAGCUCAUUUUCAAAACGAAGUUACAAAUUGGCAAAUAAAGCUAUCUAACGCUGAUCAGAUUAUUGGAUCGUGGUUCGAGGUUCAACGUAAAUGGGUUUAUUUGGAGAGUAUAUUUAUUGGUUCGGAAGAUAUUCGGGCUCAGCUACCAGAAGACUCAAGACGAUUCGAUACAAUCGAUCGGGAAUUUAAAUCUAUGCUGACGCAAAUGAAUGCAGACCGAAAUGUAGUGCGAUCUACCAAUAAGCCUGGUAGUAAACUGUAUGAAAAUUUGGAGCAUUUACUCCAUCUGUUGUUGCUCUGCGAAAAAGCUCUAAAUGAUUACUUGGAAACGAAACGCUUAGCCUAUCCUCGAUUUUAUUUUGUAUCGUCCGCUGAUCUUUUAGAUAUCUUAUCGAAUGGUAAUAAUCCUAGAAUGGUAGCGAAGCACUUGACAAAAUUGUACGAUUCACUUGGUUCACUAAAUAUUUCGGUUGGUUCAAAGUCAGCUGCGGGCAUGGUUGCUAAGGAGCAUCAGGAAUAUGUUCCAUUCCUUGAACCUUGUGAUUGCAGUGGUAAAGUUGAAGCAUGGCUAACUAGGAUCACCGAUAAAAUGCGAGAAACGUUACGUGAUCAAUUUCGCCGAGCUGUAAUUUCUUACGAGGAAAAACCCCGUCAUCUUUGGAUAUUUGAUUGGCCAGCUCAACCGGCCUUAGUCACAACGCAAAUUUGGUGGACAACCGAAACUAACGACGCGUUUGCCAAAGUACAACAGCGUUAUGAGAACGCGCUAAAAGAUUAUAAUAAAAAGCAAAUUAUUCAACUAAAUCAUCUUAUUAAUCUCUUAUUGUCCGAUCUUACCGCGUCCGAUCGACAAAAAAUAUGUACCAUUUGUACUAUCGAUGUGCACAGUCGAGAUGUGGUAGCGAAAAUAAUAACAGCUAAAGUUGAGGUCGUUACAGCUUUCCAGUGGCAAUCUCAACUAAGACAUCGUUGGGAUACUAAGUUCGAAGAUUGCUUCGCUAAUAUAUGUGACGCUCAAUUUCAAUAUGAUUACGAAUAUCUUGGAAAUACACCACGAUUGGUUAUCACUCCUUUAACGGAUCGUUGCUAUAUAACUCUAACGCAAUCACUUCAUUUGAUUAUGGGUGGUGCGCCGGCUGGUCCAGCCGGUACUGGCAAAACUGAAACGACCAAAGACUUGGGACGAGCCUUAGGAAUUAUGGUUUACGUCUUCAAUUGCUCUGAGCAAAUGGACUAUAAAUCAGUUGGUGAUAUUCAUAAAGGCCUUGCACAAACUGGCGCCUGGGGCUGUUUUGAUGAGUUCAAUCGCAUAUCGGUCGAAGUUUUAUCUGUGGUUGCCGUUCAAGUGAAAUGCAUACAAGAUGCCAUUAAAGCGAAGAAAGUGAUCUUCAAUUUUUUGGGCGAAAUUAUUUCGUUGCGACCCACUGUUGGAAUGUUCAUUACAAUGAAUCCCGGCUAUGCGGGACGAGCGGAAUUACCAGAAAACUUAAAGGCUUUAUAUAGACCGUGUGCAAUGGUGGUACCUGAUUUUGCAUUAAUUAGUGAAAUUAUGCUCGUCGCCGAAGGAUUUCAAGAAGCUCGUCUAUUAGCUCGGAAAUUCAUUGCUCUCUAUGAACUAUGUAAGGAGUUAUUAUCAAAGCAAGAUCACUACGAUUGGGGACUAAGAGCCAUCAAGUCUGUAUUGGUGGUCGCUGGCGCCUUGAGGCGUGACGAUCGCUAUCGGCCAGAGGAUCAAGUGUUAAUGAGAGCUUUACGUGAUUUCAAUAUUCCAAAAAUUGUUACUGAUGAUUUGCCCGUAUUUAUGGGUUUAAUUGGUGAUCUAUUCCCGGCUUUGGAUGUUCCGAGAAAACGUAAUCUAGACUUUGAAGCGGUUAUUAAAAGAUCGGCAGUCGAUCUUAAAUUGCAACCAGAUGAUGGUUUCAUCUUAAAAGUAGUUCAACUCGAGGAACUUUUCGCUGUACGUCAUUCAGUUUUCAUUAUAGGAUUUGCCGGCACUGGCAAAUCGGAAGUAUGGAAGACUCUAAAUAAAACUUAUUCUAAUCAAAAGCGAAAGCCGCAUUAUAACGAUUUGAAUCCUAAAGCCGUUACAAAUGACGAAUUGUUUGGGAUAGUUAAUCCAGCGACAAGAGAAUGGAAAGAUGGUUUGUUUUCGAUCAUAAUGCGUGAUCAAGCAAAUUUGGGAGGUACUGGCCCGAAAUGGAUAGUAUUAGAUGGUGACAUUGAUCCUAUGUGGAUUGAAAGUUUGAAUACUGUAAUGGACGAUAAUAAGGUAUUAACAUUGGCUAGUAAUGAACGUAUCGCGCUAACAAAAGAAAUGCGUUUAUUGUUCGAAAUCGCUAAUUUAAAAACUGCAACACCAGCUACAGUUUCACGUGCUGGUAUUUUGUAUAUAAAUCCGCAAGAUUUGGGUUGGACACCUUUUAUAUUGUCUUGGCUUAAUACAAGGACUAAUCAAUCUGAAAUUUCAACACUUAAUGUGCUAUUCGACAAGUAUGUGCCGCCGAUGUUGGAAGUUUUCAGACUCCGAUUAAAGAAAAUAACUCCAAUAUCCGAUAUUGCUAUGCUUCAAAUGACUUGCUUUUUGUUAAAUAGCUUAUUAACUCCGCAAAAUGUGCCGGCCGACUGUCCGAAGGAUUGGUAUGAAAUAUAUUUCGUAUUUUCUAUAGUCUGGGGAUUUGGUUCUACACUGUUCCAAGAUCAAAUCAUUGAUUGGCGUAAUGAAUUUAGCAAAUGGUUUUUAAAUGAAUUCAAAGCUGUCAAGUUUCCUGGUACUGGAAAUAUCUUUGCAUUUUACGUUGAUCAUGAAACGAAAAAAUUUGAACCUUGGACAAAAUUGGUACCCGAUUUUGAAUUGGAUCCAGAUAUACCACUUCAAGCAAAUCUCGUCCAUACUUCAGAAACAACUCGUCUUCGCUAUUUUAUGGACGUUCUUAUACAGGAUAAUUAUCCUGUUAUGCUUAUUGGGCCACCUGGAUCCGGUAAAACAAUUAUAAUGAAUUCUAAACUCACUUCACUGCCCACAGAGAAAUUUGCGAUUACAAAUGUACCGUUCAACUUUUACACAACAUCUGAAAUGCUGCAACGUAUUUUAGAGAAGCCCUUAGAGAAAAAGGCAGGUCGCAAUUAUGGGCCACAAGGAAAUAAACGUAUGUUGUAUUUCGUAGAUGAUAUGAAUAUGCCUGAAGUUGACAAAUAUGGUACCGUACAACCCCACACACUAAUACGUCAAUUUAUGGAUUACCACCAUUGGUACGAUCGCUUGAAAAUGACACUGCGUGAUAUACAUAAUUGUCAAUUCGUUUCAUGCAUGAAUCCUUCGGCUGGUUCGUUCACCAUAAAUCCACGCCUCCAAAGGCAUUUUUGUUCGUUCGCGGUAAAUCAGCCCAGUCCGGAUGCUUUAUUCCAUAUAUUGAAUUCGAUAUUGUCGCAGCAUUUAAAUAAUCCGAUACAUAAAUUUGCGAAGUCUGUGAUCUCAUUGUGCGGACCUCUUGUACAGACUGCGAUAUUACUACAUCAGAAGGUGGCUACAACCUUUUUGCCCACGGCUGUUAAAUUUCACUACAAUUUCAAUCUACGCGAUAUUGCCAACAUUUUUACGGGCAUGCUAUAUGCUAAUUUUGAAACUUGCCCUAAUCCAAAUUUACUUUUACGUUUGUGGGUUCACGAAUGUAAUCGCGUCUAUGGUGAUAAGUUAGUUGAUUAUAGUGACAUAAAUGCUUUCAAUAAAGUUGUAAUGGAUAUGGUGCGGAAAGGCAUCGAAGGUUUUAACGAAGAUGCGGUAUUUUCGAAACCUCUUAUAUAUUGUCAUUUUGCAAAAGGCUUGUCCGAUAUUAAGUAUAUGCCAAUUCCUGACUGGGAGCGAUUACAUAAAUUGCUUGAGGAAGCUCAAGAAAGAUAUAAUGACUUUAUAGGUGCUAUGAAUUUGGUACUCUUUGAGGACGCCAUGGCCCAUGUAUGCCGUAUUAGUCGAAUUGUCGAGUCAUCACGAGGCUACGCAUUAUUAAUCGGUGUAGGAGGUUCGGGUAAGCAGUCUUUAACAAGACUUGCCGCCUUCAUUUCUUCGCUUGACGUUUUCCAAAUACAGCUAACCAAAGAUUACAGCAUCAAUGAUUUAAAAGUGAACAUCGCUUCGCUAUAUAUGAAAUGCGGCGUGAAGACCUCACCUUGCUGUUUUUUGAUGACAGAUGCCGAAGUGGCAAGGGAGCAAUUUUUGGUUCUGGUAAAUGAUUUGUUGGCAUCCGGUGAAAUUCACGAACUUUUCCCGGAUGAUGAGAUAGAAAAUAUUAUUAAUGCCGUACGUAACGAAGUUAAACAGUUAGGUAUUGUCGACAAUCGCGAAAACUGUUGGAAACAUUUUAUCGAGAAAGUGCGCGGUAUGUUAAAAGUUGUGCUAUGCUUUUCGCCCGUGGGAACAACUCUACGUGUGCGUGCACGUAAUUUCCCCUCAUUGGUAAAUUGUACAACGAUUGAUUGGUUUCACGAGUGGCCACGUGACGCUUUGGAAUCUGUGUCAUAUAGCUUUCUGUCUGAAAUUGAUGUUCUGCCUAAAGAUCUGGCUAAGCCGGUUUCCCGAUUUAUGGCCUACGUGCAUAAAACUGUCAAUGACAUAUCCAACGUUUAUUUGCUUAAUGACAAACGUUAUAAUUAUACGACCCCAAAAUCUUUCCUAGAAUUAAUAAGCUUGUAUACAAAAUUAUUAAAAGAAAAAGUAAGAGCUAAUCAGGAUCGCCGUACCCGCUUAGGAAAUGGUCUCAUUAAAUUAGCCAGUUGCUCGAAAGAAGUUGAUGCCCUACAAGACGUACUUAAAGUGCAAGAAGUAGAGUUGAGGAUUAAAAACGAAGACGCUGAUAAUUUGAUUAAGGUUGUUAGCACUGAAAAUGAAAAAGUUUCGAAGGAAAGAGCAUUUGCUACCAAAGAAGAGAAAAAUGUUCGGCAAAUUGAAGAAGACGUCACAGCGAAAGCUAAACUUUGCGAAGAGGAUUUCCGCAAAGCUCAGCCUGCACUUAUUGCCGCCCAAGAGGCUUUAAACACAUUAAACAAAAACAACUUAACCGAAUUGAAAUCUUUUGGCUCACCUCCGGAAGCAGUGGUAAGCGUAUGUGCUGCCGUAUUGGUUUUAUUUUCGCAGAAAGGAAAGAUACCCAAGGAUCGCAGUUGGAAAUCAUGUCGCAGCAUUAUGGGAAAUGUUGAUAAAUUUCUCAAUGAUUUAGUGAAUUACGACAAAAAGCAUAUACACCCAGAUAUUAUAAAAGCAUUGCAGCCAUACAUAGCGGAUCCAGAAUUUAUUCCCGAAAAAAUUCUUGCCAAGUCAGCCGCCGCUGCAGGUUUAUGUUCAUGGGUUAUUAAUAUUAAUCGUUUCUAUGAAGUCUACUUAAUCGUCGAGCCUAAAGAGAGGGCCCUUGUUGAAGCUGAACAAGAAUUACAGGAUGCUCGUGAUAAACUGACGGCAUUAAAUCAGCGUCUUAAUGAAUUGGAAGAACAAUUGAAUGUACUACAAUCGGAGUACGAUGAAGCAUUGGCCAAGAAACAAAAAUGUCAGGAUGAAGCAGAUAAGACUGCCUUUACCAUCGAUUUAGCAAAUCGUUUAAUCGGCGGCUUGGCAUCUGAAAAAAUACGUUGGACUGAAUCGGUGAAAAAUCUGCUUAGCAGCCAAAUUACAUUACCAGGCGAUAUUUUGCUUAUAUCAUGCUUCAUUUCUUAUGUUGGCUGCUUCACUCGCCCCUAUCGGACAGAAUUGCAAGUAAAAAUGUGGGCACCUGCUUUCAAGGCCAGCGACCCAAAAAUUCCGUCCAGUGAGGGCAGCGAUCCCUUCGAAAUGAUCUGUGAUGAUGCUCAAAUAGCUGAGUGGAAUAAUCAAGGCCUACCCAGUGACCGAAUGUCGGCUGAAAAUGCUGCAAUUUUAGUACACUCUGAUCGAUAUCCUUUAAUGAUUGAUCCUCAAUUGCAAGGUAUAAAAUGGGUAAAACAAAAAUAUAGCUCCACUAUCGUAGUGUUGCGAACUACACAGAAAGGUUAUUUGGAAAAAAUAGAGCAUGCGGUUAGUAACGGAAACGUUCUACUACUAGAAAACAUCGGCGAAAAUGUAGACGCAGUCUUAAAUCCAUUGCUUGGUCGUAUGUUGAUUAAGAAAGGCACUUGUUUGAAAAUGGGUGAUAAAGAAAUUGACUUCAAUCCAAAAUUUCGCUUAAUUCUCCACACAAAACUGGCUAAUCCUCAUUAUAAGCCGGAGAUGCAAGCGCAAACGACGCUUAUUAAUUUCACUGUUACACGCGAUGGUUUGGAAGAUCAAUUACUGGCCGAAGUUGUUAAAGCCGAAAGACCCGAUUUGGAGGUAUUGAGGACUCGUCUUACUCAGCAGCAGAAUCAUUUUAAAAUUACUUUGAAAUUUCUCGAAGAUGACUUACUUCAACGUUUGUCCUCUGCAGGCGAGAAUGUUUUAGAAGAUGUUUCACUUGUAAUGAACCUAGAGAAGACCAAGAAAACAGCUGAUGAAAUCGAAGUGAAAGUAGCCGAAGCGAAAAUUACAGCUGUUCAAAUAGAUACGGCACGCGAAGCCUAUCGUCCCGCUUCAGAACGCGCUUCCAUCAUAUAUUUCAUUUUGAAUGAUUUAUUUAAAAUAAAUCCCAUUUAUCAAUUUUCCCUGAAAGCGUUUACAGUGGUAUUUUCCAAUGCCAUCCUUAGGGCAACGCCUGCUGAGAAACUAAAAGAUCGAGUCGAAAAUCUAAUUGAUUCAAUUACUUAUUGCAGUUUCAUGUAUACUUCGCGUGGUCUUUUUGAAGCCGAUAAAUUAACUUUUCUAACUCAGCUAACGAUACAGGUUUUGAUAAGCGCUGGUGAAGUUGAACCAUCAGAACUUGAUUUCUUACUGCGAUAUCCAUAUAUGGUUAACGUGACUUCUAAUCUGGCGUUCCUUACAAAUGUUGCCUGGGGCGGCAUUAGAGCUUUAAGUAAUUUACCAGCAUUUAAAGGUCUCGAUAAAGACAUAGAGGGGUCACAUAAGCGAUGGAAAAAAUUUAUUGAUUCAGAAUGUCCUGAGAGAGAAAAAUUUCCGGGCGAAUGGAAAGGCAAAUCAGCGAUUCAAAGGCUUUGCAUAAUGCGGUGUAUACGGCCAGAUCGUAUGUCAUAUUCAAUGAAGGUAUUCAUCGAAGAAAAAUUAGGAUCCAAAUAUAUUGAUGCACGCUCGAUGGAAUUCGCAAAGACCUUUGAGGAAUCUAGCGCUGAAACUCAUAUAUUCUUCGUCCUCUCUGCCGGUGUAGAUCCUUUAAAAGAUGUUGAAAAGUUGGGAAAAGUCUUGGGAUUUCACGGUGAUCAUGAAAAUUUUCAUAGCGUCUCACUGGGACAGGGUCAGGAAAUAGUUGCUGAAAAUGCUAUUGAUACUGCAUCUAAGAGAGGUCAUUGGGUUAUACUGCAAAAUAUACAUUUGGUGGCACGUUGGUUACCUUCAUUGGAGAAGAAAAUGGAAGCAUCCUUAAUCGAUGUAAAUCCAAGCUAUAGAUUGUUUUUGAGUGCAGAACCAGCUGGCGACCCUGCCGCUCACAUAUUACCCCAAGGUAUAUUAGAAUCAGCGAUUAAGAUAACCAAUGAACCUCCGACCGGUAUGCAAGCUAAUAUCCAUAAGGCUUUGGAUAAUUUCAGUGACGAGACAUUGGAAAUGUGUUCUAAAGAAACUGAAUUUAAAGCUAUAUUGUUCUCUCUCUGCUAUUUUCAUGCUGUCGUAGCCGAGCGUCGAAAGUUCGGAGCACAAGGCUGGAAUCGUGUUUAUCCUUUCAAUGUGGGCGAUCUGACAAUAUCAGUAUAUGUCCUUUACAAUUAUUUAGAGGCAAAUAAUCGUGUACCUUGGGAAGAUUUACGUUAUCUCUUUGGAGAGAUUAUGUACGGAGGUCAUAUAACAGAUGAUCGCGAUCGUCGUCUAUGUCGCACAUAUUUAGAAGAAUUUAUGCAACCAGAACUAAUUGAUGGUGAAUUAGAAUUUUGCAGCGGUUUCCCAGCCCCUGGUAUUUUAAAGUACGCCGGAUAUCAUAGUUACAUAGAUGAAAAUCUUCCACCCGAAAGCCCCAAUUUAUACGGAUUACAUUUAAAUGCAGAAAUUGGUUUCUUAACAACCGUUUCCGAGCGCCUUUUCCGCACAGUUUUCGAACUGCAACCCCGUUUAGCAGGCGCUUCUGAUGCUGGCGGUGGCGAAGCCCAGUCACAAGAAGAUGUAGUUAAAGGCAUGCUCGAAGAUCUUAUUGACAAAAUUCCAUCGCCGUUUAAUAUAUAUGAAUUGAUGGCGCGUGUCGAGGAUCGUAAUCCCUACAUUCUGGUAGCAUUCCAAGAAUGUGAACGUAUGAAUAUACUGAUGGCAGAAUUGAAGAGAUCUCUUAACGAAUUAGAUUUGGGUUUAAAAGGUGAACUAACGAUAUCAUCCAUAAUGGAGAAUCUAAUGCAAUCACUUUUUAUGGAUCAAGUGCCGGAAUCGUGGACUAAAUUGGCAUAUCCUAGCACCUUAGGCUUACAAUCAUGGUUUGCCGAUUUACAGUUGCGAUUACGGGAAUUAGAAGGCUGGGUUGCUGAUUUCCGUUUACCAUCAUCAGUUUGGUUAGGUGGGUUCUUUAAUCCGCAGAGUUUCUUAACGGCUAUUAUGCAACAGACCGCACGUAAAAAUGAAUGGCCUUUGGAUCGAAUGUGUCUAAACACCGAUGUUACUAAGAAAACGAAAGAAGAAAUUUCAUCGGCCCCACGUGAAGGAGCUUAUAUAAACGGUUUAUAUAUGGAAGGUGCGCGUUGGGACAUGAAUAUGAAUACAAUCGCUGACGCAUUUCUUAAAGAGCUAUUUCCAGCCAUGCCUGUCAUAUAUGUUAAAGCUGUCCAAAAAGACAAACAAGAUACGAAAAAUGUUUAUGAAUGCCCGGUUUACAAAAUUCGACAACGUGGCCCCACUUACGUUUGGACGUUUAAUUUAAAAACGAAAGAAAAACCAGGGAAAUGGACAUUAGCUGGAGUAUGCUUACUAUUACAAAUCUAA
Messenger RNA from Glossina fuscipes, 13608 nucleotides. Its product is annotated as dynein beta chain, ciliary. NCBI's taxonomy places the organism in Eukaryota, Metazoa, Arthropoda, Insecta, Diptera, Glossinidae. Gene Ontology annotation, molecular function: dynein intermediate chain binding; ATP binding; minus-end-directed microtubule motor activity. Bases 1 to 13608 code for a protein of 4535 amino acids. Gene Ontology annotation, cellular component: dynein complex. The record is from RefSeq and is a predicted model, not a curated record. The transcript is spliced from 22 exons. Gene Ontology annotation, biological process: microtubule-based movement.